Messenger RNA from Budorcas taxicolor (takin), 1461 nucleotides. RefSeq names its product solute carrier family 30 member 10 (gene SLC30A10). Gene Ontology annotation, cellular component: membrane. Gene Ontology annotation, biological process: detoxification of zinc ion; intracellular zinc ion homeostasis; zinc ion transmembrane transport. The transcript is spliced from 4 exons. Lineage: Eukaryota; Metazoa; Chordata; Mammalia; Artiodactyla; Bovidae. The record is from RefSeq and is a predicted model, not a curated record. The coding region runs from base 1 to 1461 and encodes 486 amino acids. Gene Ontology annotation, molecular function: zinc ion transmembrane transporter activity.
AUGGGCCGCUACUCCGGCAAGACGUGCCGCCUGCUCCUCAUGCUCGUGCUCACCGUCGCCUUCUUCGUGGCGGAGCUGGUGUCGGGCUACCUGGGCAACUCCAUCGCGCUUCUGUCCGACUCCUUCAACAUGCUCUCGGACCUGGUCUCGCUGUGCGUGGGGCUGAGCGCCGGCUGCAUCGCCCGGCGCCCCCGCGGGGGGCUGGGCGCCACCUACGGCUACGCCCGCGCCGAGGUGGUGGGCGCGCUCAGCAACGCCGUCUUCCUCACCGCGCUUUGCUUCACCAUCUUCGUGGAGGCCGUGCUGCGCUUGGCGCGGCCCGAGCGCAUUGAUGACCCCGAGCUGGUGCUCAUCGUGGGCGCCCUGGGGCUGGCGGUCAACGUGGUGGGGCUGCUCAUCUUCCAGGACUGCGCCGCCUGGUUCGCCUGCUGCGGCCGCCGCCGCCGACAGCAGCAGCAGCAGCAUCCGCAGCCCGCGGCCGGGGUCGGCACCCGCGGCGCUUUCGGGGAUCCCCAAAGCGCCGAGUGUGGCUGGCACGCCGGCGCCCUGCCCGUCACCGGCCGCGACUCGGCCGUGACCCUCCGCGCGGCCUCGGCGGACAGGAAGGAUGAGAAGGGGGCCACCGUGUUCUCAAACGUAGCAGGUGAUUCCCUGAACACCCAGAAUGAGCCAGAAGAGACGAUGAAAAAGGAGAAAAAGUCCGAAGCCCUGAAUAUCAGAGGGGUACUUUUGCAUGUGAUGGGGGAUGCCCUGGGGUCAGUGGUGGUGGUGAUCACAGCCAUCAUAUUCUAUGUGCUUCCCCUGAAACGCGAGGACCCCUGUAACUGGCAGUGCUACAUUGACCCCAGCCUGACUGUCAUUAUGGUCAUCAUCAUUUUAUCAUCUGCCUUCCCACUCAUCAAGGAGACUGCUGCCAUUCUGCUGCAGAUGGUCCCCAAAGGUGUCAACAUGGAAGAGCUGAUGAGUAAGCUCUCUGCUGUGCCCGGAAUUAGCAGUGUCCAUGAAGUCCACAUCUGGGAGCUUAUAAGUGGGAAGAUCAUUGCCACUCUGCACAUCAAGUAUCAGCAGGAUGGGGGCGAUCAGGAUGCCAACAGGAAAGUUCGAGAAAUCUUCCACAACGCCGGAAUUCACAAUGUGACCAUCCAGUUUGAGAAGGCAGACCUGAAGGGGCCCCUGGGGCAGAAGGACUUGCAGUUGCUCUGCAGCUCCCCUUGCAUCACCAAGAGCUGUGCCAAGCAGCUGUGCUGUCCCCCUGGGGCCCUGCCACUGGCCCACGUCAAUGGCUGUGCGGAGCACAAUGGCUGUCCCCCUCUGGACAUGUCCCAGAGUGAUGGCCUCGGUAGACGACAGACCACCGAAGUGGCUAUUGAAGUAUCUUUGGAAGGUUGUCUGAGUGACCACGGACAAGCUCUUGGCAAGCCUCAGGAGGACUCACGUUAUGUCAACAGCACACAUUUUUAA